Closterium sp. NIES-65 is the source of this 1917-nucleotide messenger RNA. The record is from the annotation of a GenBank genome assembly. NCBI's taxonomy places the organism in Eukaryota, Viridiplantae, Streptophyta, Zygnematophyceae, Desmidiales, Closteriaceae.
AUGACUGCAUUCACCCGCACCACCACCCUCCUCCCCCUCCACUCACCACUCCUCCCUUCUCUCCGCAUCCUCUCCAUCCCCCUCCCUUCCUCCACCCCUAUACCACAACCCCCCUCCACUCCCUCCAUCAUUCACCCCAACCACUCUUCUCUCUCAUCCUUCACCACACCUCGCCUCCCUCCCUCCCCCGCCAACCCCACCCCCUCCAUAUCACCCAUUCCCAACCCCUAUUCUCGAGCCACGAGAAUGUGCUCGUCCUGUGCUCGUUCUGUUGCUUCAGAUGCUCCUCCUGUUGCCUCAGGUGUUCCUCCCUCUGGCUCAGAUGGACCUCUUCCUCCUUCAGGAGAAACUCCUUCCUCCUCAGGUGCUUCUUCUCUGUUGCCUUCAGGUGAUUCCUCAGCUUGCAUCGCCGCCCCUUCCUCCCCACAAAAUGAUGCACCUUCGUGCUCAGCUCCCUCACUCCCAAUGCCUCCUCCCCCUCAACGACUCCUCCAACAGGCCUUCGCUUCUCCUCACCGCUUCCCUUCGCAGCAACCCUCUUCUACGGGCCUCACUCGUUGCUGCACGCUCUGCACGCUCGUUGCUCCUCCACCGCUCUCGAAUGCUUUGAACCGACUCAAACCCAGCCCCAUUUUCCCUCACUUCCUUCCCCUUCCCCACUUCACCUCGACCAUCCACGUCACACCCAUCCUCCUCCUCUUCCUUCACCUCACACUUAUGCCCUCCCCCACCAUCCCCAGAAGCUCCCCCCUCCCCCUUCCAUCCUCCACGCGCACUCCUCCCGCUCCCCCCCCCAGGCUGCCACCUCUCCUCUCCACUCUCGGCCCCAGCCCCCCCCUCCGCUCUUCCUCCUCCAGCCGCGCUUCCCUCCCCUUGAGACGGCAGCAUCACUGCCUCCCCCAUGCGGACCUCCCCCCUGGGAGGAAGGAAUUGGAAUUGGGGUGCCCCUUCCUCUCCCCACCGCCCUCCACAAUCAUUUCCCUCCCCCUUAGAAGGGAGCCGAUGAGGGUAGGGGAUCCUCCCUCUUCGUCCCUCUCCUCCCCUCCCCUUCCUCCUUCAUCUCUUUCCUCCCCUCCCCUUCCUCCUUCUCUCUUUCCUCCCCUCCCCUUCCUCCUUCAUCUCUUUCCUCCCCUCCCCUUCCUCCUUCAUCUCUUUCCUCCCUCCCCUUCCUCCUUCAUCCCUCUCCUCCCCUCCCCUUCCUCCUUCAUCUCUCUCCUUCCCUCCCAUUCCCUCUUCGUCCCUCUCCUCCCCGCUCCUUCCCUCUUUGCCCCUCACCGCACUCGUUCUCUCCUCACCUUCACGCCCCCCUUCCUGCCUAAAGCCUCCUCGUUCCUCUCCUCCUCCUCUUUCCCUGUUCGCCCCUCUCAUCCCCCCUCGUUCCCUCUUCCCUCUCUUCCUCCCUCCUCGCCUCUUCCUCCCUCCUCGCCUCCUCCUUCCUCUCCUCCCCCCUCCUCCCCUCUUCUUCCCUCUCCUCCCCCCCUCCUCCCCUCUUCUUCCCUCUCCUCCCCCUUCCUUCCCUCUCCUUCCCUCUCCUCCCCCCUCGCCUCUUUGCCCUUCUCCUCCUCCUCCCUCCUUCCCUCUCCCUUACUGAAAAAAUCACCCUCCUUCUCGCCUCCAUGCAUCCCCACCUCUCCCCCAUCCGCCCUUUUCCCCUUCUUCCCCUCAUGCACACUCUUUACCCAACCCCCGCUCCCCACCACCCCACCAGACACACCAAUCACCCUCCCUCCACUCCCCCUUCCGUGCCAUGCUGCGUACCUACAAGCCGUGCCAUGCCCCCAUUCCCCCCCUCCUGACAACGCUGCUUCUUGCACGCUGCAGCUUCUCCCCUCUUCCCCCCUCUCCGCAAUGCUGCUUCCUUGCAUGAUGCAACAUGUGGUCUCGACGCUUGAAGGUCCGAGAGAGCAGUGGGGAUGA